AUGUGCGCACGCGCGGCCACGCAGAUUGUGUCGACGCAAAACUCCCAACGGCGAAACGCCCUUCGCAAACUAGUCGACCGCAGUCUUGCCAGCCAACGGCAGGCUAGAAAAAGCAGCUACCGCCCAGGAACUAUAGCAAAAGCAGCCAAGAGCAGAAGAAAACACAGCGGGUUCCGAGAAAAGAUGGGGAGUUUCAUUUCGCAGCUGAAGGGGAUGCUGGAGAACUUGGGCAAAUCCGAGGCUCGGAUCCUAAUGCUGGGUCUGGAUGCGGCCGGCAAGACCACCAUCCUCUACAAGUUGAAACUCAACGAGGCGGUGUCCAGCAUUCCGACCAUCGGCUUCAACGUAGAGACGGUGACGCCGGUGAAAGGCGUCUCGUUCACGGUGUGGGACGUCGGCGGCCAGGACAAGAUCCGGCCGCUCUGGAAGCACUAUUUCCACAACACGGAGGGCCUGGUGUACGUGGUGGACAGCGCGGACAAGGAGCGACUCAGCGAGGCCAAGGAGGAGCUGUUUUGGAUUCUGGACUCGGACGAGAUGCGCGGAGUGCCCGUGGUGGUACUGGCCAACAAGCAGGACCUGCCCAGCGCCGUCCAGCCUUCGGAGGUGGCUAACAGACUGGGUCUGCCAUCCGUACGGACCCACCAGUGGUUCAUACAAGGUACGUGUGCCGUAUCGGGCGACGGGCUACUCACAGCUAUGGAAGAGCUGGGCAAGAUGGUUAAGGAAUACAAGAAGAGCCGAAGAUAG
This is a messenger RNA of Geodia barretti, 750 nucleotides long. The record is from the annotation of a GenBank genome assembly. Lineage: Eukaryota; Metazoa; Porifera; Demospongiae; Tetractinellida; Geodiidae.